AUGCAUUUUGAUGUCGCCGCCUUUGCGACGGUGCUGCCCUUUCUACCGCCGAGUCUUCGCCAUGUAAUGUUCGUUGACAGCAACGACGACGGUGACAUCCUUGUCGAAUCCAACCUCGCACCGUCUUUGCAGCAAUGGCUUGGGAAUGGUCGUCUCAAGAAACACAUCAACUUUUCAUGUAAGCUCGCCAAGGACGAUGCGGCGGCAGUCGCCGACGUGCUGGCAUCGGCUCUCUCCGUGACGACGCUCGAGAUGACUUCGUCGCACGAGCUCGUCAAAGCGCUCAUUGCCAGCACCAAGCCGCUGUCGCAUGUGACGAGAUUUGGCGUUCGACGGGUGCCAACCAACGAUGCCAAGCUGCUUGUCGCGCGGUUGAGUCUCCAUCAUCUGACGCGGCUCAAGGUUGAGGCGAGCGUUAAAGACCUGACCUGGGUCCUACAUUUGCUGCCGUCGAUGCCUCACCUCCAAGAACUCUUGCUCGGUUUCGGUAUGCUUCAUGAGGCGCCAGACACGCUUGGCGCAUCGCGUCUGCGCAAGCUAGCGCUCAAUCAUGUCCAGCUCUCGGACAAGGCAUUCAACGCGCUUUUGAAGUGGACCUCAGGCUUGCAGCAGCUGCAAGCGGCCGUCUUCCGCGGCCUCUCUCUGAAUGGCAAGUGGUUCUCGCUGCAACAGAUGAUGCGGCAUCAUUGGCUCGUCACAGCCGGCUCCUGUGCAUUGAUCCAGGACGGACAGGCGCUGGUGUCGCCACCGUCGCUCCAGGGGCUCGCGAUCCAUCCUGACACGGUCGAGGCCCUCGUCCGAGCGCUAUCUCGCGUUGUUCACACCACGGUGGUCCGCCUCGCGACAGACAUCAACACCGACACGUACAAUGAAGCCGCUCGUCGAGCUUGGAUGGACUUUGGCGUCGCCAUGCUGCCGCGAGAGUACAACGAGUACGAUCUCAGUCCGCCGCAGAGCAUGCCAACCGUGUCACCAAAGGCGCCGCAGUGUCUGCGUGUGCUCUAG
Molecule: messenger RNA, 1005 nt
Organism: Saprolegnia diclina VS20
Lineage: Eukaryota; Oomycota; Saprolegniomycetes; Saprolegniales; Saprolegniaceae
Exons: 2
Coding region: 1-1005 (334 amino acids)
Source: RefSeq, a predicted model, not a curated record